Molecule: messenger RNA, 1217 nt
Organism: Nicrophorus vespilloides
Lineage: Eukaryota; Metazoa; Arthropoda; Insecta; Coleoptera; Silphidae
Product: mRNA-capping enzyme-like
Exons: 5
Biological process (GO): protein dephosphorylation; 7-methylguanosine mRNA capping
Molecular function (GO): protein tyrosine/serine/threonine phosphatase activity; mRNA guanylyltransferase activity; ATP binding
Source: RefSeq, a predicted model, not a curated record
AGUCACCCAACCAUUCACCUGCUGUCAUUGAUUGUGAUUUGCUUUGAUCGUCACUAUUCAUGACCUUAUUGUGAUUAACUACUAAAAGUAAACAUAAGUGCGUGUGUGCAAACAUCUCGAAAAUAUUGUGAUUAAGAAUGUGUUUAAAUCAGCAUUGAUAUAUAUAUAAGUAUAUUUUUAAUUGAAAUUAACCUAGAAAUAUGAGUAGACAAGGCAAAGGGGGCCCAGUGCCAAACAGGUGGAUGAAUUGUCCCCGGAAAGCUUCUGAGCUAAUAAUUGAUAAAUUUAUGGCUUUCAAAACUCCACUGUCUGCUGAUUAUGAUGAACUAAUAUUACCACAAAAUAGGUUUUAUCCACAAAUGUUAUUUGAUGUUUGCCGGGCAAAGAAGAUCAAGUUUGGUAUUUGGGUUGAUUUAACGAAUACAACAAGGUUUUACAAUAAAAAUAUAGUGGACCAAAACAGAUGUAAAUACAUUAAAAUGCAAUGCCGAGGUCAUGGAGAGACUCCAACACAGGAACAAACAGAUGAAUUUAUAAAUUUAGUCCACAAUUUUAUAUGCCAACAUCCGUUAGAAUGUAUAGCAGUACAUUGCACACAUGGUUUCAACAGAACUGGAUUUCUGAUUGUUUCCUAUAUAGUUUCUAAACUAGAUUGUAGUUUAGAAAUUGCUUUACGGAUGUUUGCUGAAGCUAGACCUCCUGGCAUUUACAAGGGUGAUUAUAUAAAGGAAUUAUAUAGGAGAUUCGCUGAUGAAGAAGAUGCGCCACCACCACCAGAAAUGCCUGCUUGGUGUUUUGAUGGUGAAAUGGAUUCACCUGCCAGCUUUAGUAUGUUAUCAAAUAAUAGUCAUUCAGAAGAAUCUUCUGGAUCCUCUAAACCACAAAACCAUAAACGACGUGGACAGAAAGAAGCUGUUUUUAUGAGCGGUAUAUCAGGAGUAUAUGAAUUUACUGAGCAGCCCAAAGCACAUGAACUGAAGAAGAAAGUGCAAUUGAUGUGCGGAUGGAAAUCGAAAGAUUUUCCCGGAUCCCAACCUGUUUCAAUGGAUACACACAACAUUCAAGGCCUGCACACAAAGCCAUACAGAGUCUCUUGGAAAGCAGAUGGAACUAGAUAUAUGAUGUUGAUAGACGGUGAAAACGAGACUUAUUUCUUCGAUCGUGAUUAUAACAUAUUCCAUGUGGAUGGUUUAACAUUCCCAUACAGGAAAGAUCUU